This is a messenger RNA of Monoraphidium neglectum, 921 nucleotides long. RefSeq lists its product as hypothetical. The coding region runs from base 1 to 921 and encodes 306 amino acids. Lineage: Eukaryota; Viridiplantae; Chlorophyta; Chlorophyceae; Sphaeropleales; Selenastraceae. The transcript is spliced from 2 exons. The record is from RefSeq and is a predicted model, not a curated record.
AUGGCUCGCCCACUCGCCCUCGCACUGCUAGCCCUCUGCGUGCUCCUGGGCCCGGGCGCCCUGGCGCAAGGCCCUAGCGCGCCCCGCAGCCUGGGCGAGCUUCUUGCCGCCGCCGCCGAUCAGACCCCCUACACUUUGGGCGGCAGCGGCGCCUACGGCCCCAGCGGCCUUUCCAGUGGCUUUGGCAACACCUUCGGAACCCGCCGCGGCUCCGGCUUCACCGGCGGCCAGCCAGCCUCCAACAACUUUGGUGGCUACGUGGCCAGCAGCGGCGGCUACGGCUGGCGCAACCGCCGCAUGCUGGGCGAGCGUGCCGCUGCUGCGGCCGACGCCAGCAUCACGGCCUUUGGCGGCCGCACGGCCGGCUUUGCGCCCGACAGGACGCCCGUCACCAACACCAACGGCGCCAUGUACUUUGGCAGCCAGGGUGUCGACUUCAUGGGCGGCAUAACCACGGCAUUUGACAACUUCGGCAACCCCUUCAUGAACCAAGACGGCAGGGGCCAGAUCCGGGGCCGCAAGCUGGGCGAGCGCGCCAACCCCACUAGCAUCUCUGACGCCGCGCCGGGCAGUGCCAGCGCUAUGGGUGGGGCGCCUCUCACCUUUGCCCAGGCCCAGGCCAUGCACGCUGAGAUGAUGGCCGCCGCCGGGGAGCAGAACGCCUGGGCGGCCGCCAUGAUGGCGCCGCCAGCACCCAAGCCUGCGGCUGCCGCCGAGCCCGCCGCCGCCGCGCUUGCCGGCAAGCCCGCCCUCCCGAAGCCGGCGCCGGCGCCGGCAGCCGCCGCGGCCGCCAAGGCCGUCGCGUCCCCUGCCACUGGGACCGCGCAGGCCGCCGCCGCAGCGCCCGCGGCUGCCGGGGCCAUGCGCGUGAUCCAGGCGCCCGCGGUGGUGAUUGGCAACGGCAUCACCCCUAUGGCAUAA